Messenger RNA from Helianthus annuus (common sunflower), 649 nucleotides. RefSeq names its product biogenesis of lysosome-related organelles complex 1 subunit 1. The transcript has 3 exons. The record is from RefSeq and is a predicted model, not a curated record. Gene Ontology annotation, biological process: endosomal transport. The coding region runs from base 60 to 509 and encodes 149 amino acids. Lineage: Eukaryota; Viridiplantae; Streptophyta; Magnoliopsida; Asterales; Asteraceae. Gene Ontology annotation, cellular component: BLOC-1 complex.
UACAACGAGUGUCUAACAUUUGUUUUUAUGGUUAGCUAUGGUUGCACCAGAAACCUAAAAUGAGUUCACCGCGAAGACAACCGGUGCGUGCGCGCACAAAACCCUCACCGGAGAUUAAUCGACCGGAAGUUCAAUCAGGAAGUCUGGAAUCUUCGCUACUCCGGCUAGUCAACGAUCAUCAAACCACCGCUACACGGCUCCGUGAACAAACAGAGAAAUCGAAGAAAGAGGCGAUCAAAAGCGCCUCUCGUGUAUCCGAUCUGUUAGUUGAGGCGGUUAAUGGAGGUGUUGAAGAAUGUUUUGUGAAUGAGAAGCGUAUCGAAGUCGAAAUUCGAGCUUUGAAGGCGACUGUUAUGCGAUUUGCGAAGCAAACCGAUCAGUGGCUUGCUUCAACUCAUGCGAUUAAUAACGCUAUUAAGGAAAUAGGGGAUUUUGAGAACUGGAUGAAGACAAUGGAACUAGAUUGUAAAAGCAUUACAGCGGCCAUCUCCAACAUUCACCAGUCAUGAUAUUAUGUCGAACUUAACUCACUAAACCCGACUACGUGUCAGUUAACUUCUGUUUGCCCACUCUGUUUUCUUCCGUUAUAUGUAUUUAUCUUAACAUUAUGAAAGAAAUGCCAACAAAGUGAUUGUCAGUCUGCAGUGUU